Messenger RNA from Camelina sativa (false flax), 348 nucleotides. The record is from RefSeq and is a predicted model, not a curated record. NCBI's taxonomy places the organism in Eukaryota, Viridiplantae, Streptophyta, Magnoliopsida, Brassicales, Brassicaceae.
AUGAAUAAGAUAAUCUUCCUUUUUCUCCUCUCUCUCGUCCUCCUCCCUCUUCACGUAAUUGUGGUGGUGGGGCUCGGCAGCUGGACUCCCAUCAAAGAUGUUAAGGAUCCUCACAUUGUAGAGAUAGGCCAAUUCGCGGUCUCCGAGUUCGACAAACUGACCAGAUCGAGAUUGACGUUUGUGAAAGUUGUUCAGGGCGAGUCACAGGUAGUCUCUGGUGUGAAUUACCGGCUUCUGCUGGAGGCUAAUGGCAGCAAAUUGACCAAACAAUUUGUGGCAGUGGUAUUGGAGAAGCCGUCGCUGAAAUCAAUGAAUCUCACUUCCUUCAAGCCAAUCAUUAUUAAUUAG